Messenger RNA from Nematolebias whitei (Rio pearlfish), 680 nucleotides. It is a transcript of the gene tmem220, whose product is annotated as transmembrane protein 220. Lineage: Eukaryota; Metazoa; Chordata; Actinopteri; Cyprinodontiformes; Rivulidae. Bases 10 to 519 code for a protein of 169 amino acids. The transcript is spliced from 6 exons. The record is from RefSeq and is a predicted model, not a curated record.
AUAACGACAAUGGGAGAAGUUUGUAACGAGAAGAAGACGUGGCUUUUUGUUGUUUGGCGAACCUGCAACGUUGUGAUGUCGCAGUUCUUCGCUCUCGCCUCUUACGUUCAGAUUAAUGAUCCAGACGCGGGUUUAUGGAUGGUGGGUUACGGUGUCCCUGCAGUCCUCUGCGCCUUAAUUGGCUUCACACCGCACGUGACCGAGACUUUGACCUGGAGGCGAGUUGCAGACCUGCAUGUGAUGAUCUCCAGUGCAGUCAUCUCCAUGCUGGGAUGGAAACUUUACUCAGAGAAGAUCACUCAGAUCUUCCAGCAGGAGGAGGGCCGAGAGUUUUCUGGUCUGAUGCUGACGGUUGUUUGGCUUCUCUUGUGUCGACACUCUGGGAGGGCUCCUGUUGGGAAGCUACGAGUCUCCACAGCUGUCUCCAUCACAGUUUUCCCCAUCGUGGCCUGGCUUUACUACUACAUCAACAAGGAGCUGAGAUCAAACUGGCCUUCACAUUGUAAAACUGCUAUUUAGACAGCUGAACUUGACCGUAUUCUGUCUGAUAAAUCAUUCCUGAUUUUGCUGUUUGACUGAAAACCCAUCAUCAGUAGCUGCUGCUUUGGUUAAUUAAUUAAACUCAAAUUUAUAAGACCUGAAGUGCACUAAAAUGUUAAUUUUUGUUAAUAUAUUUUGUA